Messenger RNA from Ceratitis capitata (Mediterranean fruit fly), 1550 nucleotides. RefSeq lists its product as uncharacterized. The record is from RefSeq and is a predicted model, not a curated record. The transcript has 7 exons. NCBI's taxonomy places the organism in Eukaryota, Metazoa, Arthropoda, Insecta, Diptera, Tephritidae. Bases 167 to 940 code for a protein of 257 amino acids.
GUUGUCAAAAUAAAAAUUAUUCACAUUUAAAGAAGCGCAUUUUACAUUAUUAUUAUUGUUUUUUAUUGGUCUUCUUAUUUCACGCAUAAUAUAUUGCCAUACUUUUUCAUAAACACCCAUUUUUUUUUAAAGAGGAACGUAAGUUCAGCAUUGUUAAGGCUUCACUAUGAAUUAUGGCCGUAAGACUCCGUCCACGUACCGUUCCAACCAUUCGGUUUAUUCGCACACAACGGGCAGAUCCUCGACGAAUUUACAUUCAGUCAAAUCGCGCUCUAUGCGCUCAGUGCGUGUACCUUGGUAUCAACGGCCCAUAUUGAAGAACAACCAAUACAUUGAUAUACAGAAAAACUCAAUGCUGAUUGGCAUAUUUGCUAUUUUCCUUGCACUAUUCACCAUUGGUACUUCAAUCUUCGAUAUCUACUGCCUAGCAAUGGCUGCACCAGGCUCAACCCAUUAUGGCUACUAUAUUAUCUCCUACGAAUUUGUUUAUGUCGGCAAUAAGCACGUGCGCAACAUGUUGAUUGUAUUCGCGCUAUUCUCGCUUAUACUGGGAAUAGUUAUUUUGUUUACAAGCAUUUUACUCGUAAUUGCUCUCAGAAAGGAGUAUGAGCGAAAGAUUCUGCCAUGGUUAAAUACGUUUGCUGUGUUUACUAUAUGGCGCUCGUUGGCCUUGAUCUUCUUUGCCAUUGUUAACGAUCUGAUCUUUGCCUAUAAUAUUAUUAUGGUAUUACUAUGGAGCGUCGCUUUGGUAGUUUGUAUAUAUGGCUGGUGUGUGGUGUACUCGUUAUUCCUCGAGCUAACAAAUUUGACGAAACUGGAAGAUUUGGCACAUUUAAGGAUGGGCACAAUGGCUUCAUUACAUGCAUCUGCUGCUAACUCCUUGGCUGGUUCACGUCCAACAACACCACACAGCACCGUGUCUACAAUGCCGGUCGGCUAAAAAUGGGCUUAACGAUAAAAGUACAUAUUAUAGACCUUUUUUUUAAUUUUCUACAAAACAUCUUGACUAUAUCAAAGCAAAUGUAUGCCGUCCAUAUAUUUUAGAAUUAAUCAUACUACAUUUACUUAUGCACUUACAUAGGAGCUUUGAAGCACAUUCCAUAUGUAUUACUCGAAUCUCUGCAUUCCAUAUACAUAAUACUAAUUAUUAUUAAAUUUUUUAUAAGCCAGAAGCUCGAAUUGUUAAGUGUAAUACAACUAUAAUUUAAACACUGUGCCUUAAAAUUUCUACACAUACAUAUCCUUUAUGUACAAUCGAAAGACAAAACAAUGACAACUACUUUUUUUUAUCUAGACAUAAUAAUAAUAGUUUUAACGCAAUUAUUGAAUAAUAAGUUUUAAUUGUUAAAUGAUACACACAAAUUUGUAUAUCUGCAAUAUGUGAAACCGUAUCCCAAAGUAUUGCUGGGAAUUGAUUUUAAAAAUAGAACAGCACAAUUUAAAACUUAUAAAUGUUUGGAAAUUUUAAAUUAUAUAUCUAUUGUGAAAAUAUCAAGAACCUACUUUUUAUACAGUUGUCAUAUUAAUAAAAGUGUUUAUACAAAAAGAAA